Lutra lutra (Eurasian river otter) is the source of this 1770-nucleotide messenger RNA. Its product is annotated as protein FAM169B-like. The transcript has 8 exons. NCBI's taxonomy places the organism in Eukaryota, Metazoa, Chordata, Mammalia, Carnivora, Mustelidae. The record is from RefSeq and is a predicted model, not a curated record. The coding region runs from base 268 to 1404 and encodes 378 amino acids.
UAAUAGCCCCCUCGUGAGACAACCAGCUUGGGGACGCUCCCCGCAGGGGUCUUGAAGACAGGGAGCCACCCAGAUGUUUGCGGCUCUCAGAAUUUGUCAGGAAACGUUUCUCUCAAACCACGGAGGCCUGCUAUAAACUUAUACAGGCGACCUGCCCGCCUAGCUCAGACGACACAUCCUCUUUUCAUUUUCUUCUGCUCUCCUCCGUUUUCCAAACAGACUUGGCAAUGGAACGUGUUGACCUUUUGCUUUGGAGCUGGGAACAUUAUGUCUGAUGGCCACAGAGAGGCUACCAGCCCUUGUGAGAAGGCUCUGGAUGGGAGGGUCCCAGUGUUGGAGGCCCCCAGACGCCACUUGGUGUUGCCCUUGCUCAUAAGCAAACAGGCACCAGAGUUUCUCUGCCCUUGGAGUGCCUCAAAGUCAGAGCCGAGCCUGCAGGGCCCAGAAGGGGUUAAACUUGAAGCCUCGUCUGUUUGCCUUUGCACUGUGCACCGUGACGAACCUCAACAUAAAAUAUUAGUCUUGGUUAAUCCCCAGGACACGAAGACAGUGAUGGCUGUUUACAUAAAGGAGUCCUGGUGGCCCACCGAAGACGUCCUACGAACCUCUGAUCCUGCCAGAGAAGGUCUCAUGAAGGUUCAGUCAUUUGGGGAAAGGAUUGUGCUUUUCAUUCUAAAUGUCGUUAUUUUUGGAAGACUGGAGAGAAAUUUGGAUGACCGAGACAUGUUUUUUUUACCUCACUCUGUGAAGGAGCAAGCAAAGAUUCUGUGGCGGGAUGGGUCAGCUGUUGGAUUUUACACAACCAAAAGGAAAGGCAGCCUGUGUGGUGAUGGUAUGGGUGCAUGCUACCUGCUACCUGUCUUCGACACCGUGUUUGUCAGGAGGAAGUACCGUCGCCAAGGCCUGGGCAUGGCCAUGCUGCAGGACUUCUGUGAGACGUUCCGAGAGGAUGAAGCCCUGGGCGUCAGUUGGCCGAUUUCUCCUGCUAUGUACCAAGUCUGCAGGAAGUUCCUGUUGGCCCAUCCGGAGGAGCGCGGACGCCUGUGGGAGGUGGAACCCCCAGGAGCCUGGGGCCAGCGAGGCAGCAUCUGGCUGAAGGUUCGACUGCAGCAGUCAAGACCUCCAGACUCUCACCCAGGAGAUGCCAAGGACCGUGUGAGCAGUCAAGGGCAGACUACUCCAGAUGAGGGAGCCGGACAGUCCGAAGAAGGCAAGAAGGAGAGGACCCAUGGAGAACGGGAGGAGAGAAAGAGCGAUCAAGACUGCGGAGUGGAAGAAACAGCAGCGGGAUGGCUUGGAGGAGCCUGUGGGGCCCAGCCGGAGGGGAAGGAGGCCAAGAGGACAGCGGUGGAGGCGGGGCUGGCCUGGGAGUCCCAGGAGAAGCACCUGCGGCCCAGCUCCUGACUCCUGGGGGCAAACCCGAGCCUCCUCGAGGAGGCUCUGUCUGGGCUCUGGGGGGCACAGGCAUGAGCGCUGCCUCCGUCAUUCUGUGCUCGCACACCCAGCAGCUGGCCUCUGCCCUUGCUGCGUUGUCCUUUGAGGAGAAAGGGACGGCACAGACCCUGCCCACCUCGGGCUUGUUUUGUGGGCUCAGGUGAUAGAAAGCCUAUAAAAGUGCUUUAUUCCUCAAGCACAGAGAUCUAAUAAGCAGGUACAAGCAGCCGUUUUCCUGGGCUCAGAUCUCAGAAGUGUGUUUGUUAAACCUAAUACGGUUUCUGUUACCUGGGGUGAAUUGGUAGAGACUGUACUAGAACCACGCGGAUAUGCCUC